AUGGGGUCCUCCGUCAGUGUCUAUUUGGUUGCGGCAACGCUGAGUUGCUGGCUACUUCAUGCGAUGUACCAGCUACUUGCAUCUCCUUUGAGAGAUAUACCCGGUCCCUUCUGGGCCAGAUAUACUCGUCUCUGGUAUCUCUAUAAAUCCAAUGCCGGCAACUUUCACCUUGACAACAUCAAGCUGCAUGACACGUACGGAAAAAUUGUCAGGGUUGCUCCCAACAUGUAUUCAAUCUCUAGCGUCGACAAGGCUGUAUACGGAGUCGGAAGUCACUUCGCCAAAAGCGACUGGUACGACUCGUGGAAGCACCCAGAUCCCAAGAAUAUAACGCUCUUCUCGGAUACCAACAUUAAGCGACACAAUGAGUCUAGGCGCAGGGUGCAAGGCAUGUUCUCUAUGUCCACAAUGGUGUCAUAUGAAGCUCAAAUCCAUGAGAUCAACAAAAUAUUUCUCCAAAAGCUCCAUCACUUCGCAGAGACCGGAGAAACUAUCUCGCUUGAUCAUUGGCUCCAGUGCUACGCGUUUGACGCCGUGGCAUCCAUAACCUUCUCGGAGACUUUCGGGUUCUUGAGCGAGGGGGAAGAUAUUGAUGGGAUGAUGGCUGCUCUGGAUAAAGGUAACAAAUAUUCGUCAUGGGCGGGAGUCUACCCAGAGCUUCAUCCCUAUCUGUACCCGAUUCUCGAGCGAAUACCUACUUCAGGAGCAUCCGAGAUGGGGAAGAUGAUACGCUUCAUCAAGAGAAUGAUCGCUGCUCGCAGGCAACAACGAACCGAUGAGGGUGCUGGCGGAGAGAAAGCGAUAGUAAAGCAUACAGAGGAUCAAAAAGCACCAGAAGACUUCCUUGACAAAGCCUUGAAUGCCCAAUCCAAGGACCCAAACAAGAUGACGGACGCCCACAUUUUCGCACUCGGUUGGAGCAACGUCAGCGCCGGAAGUGAUACUACUGGAGUGAGCUUAACGGCCGUCUUGUAUCAUCUGUCACGAAAUUUAAGGGUGCUAAGUAAGCUUCUUAAGGAGAUCCUUGCCGUCGAAGCUGAGGGGAAGUGCAAUAGAGAUAGCUUCUCGUUCGCCCAGUCCCAAUCGAUGCCUUAUUUACAAGCCUGUAUCAAAGAGGCUCUUAGAGUCCAUGCCGCGGUUGGCCUGCCACUCUGGCGGGUUGUCCCAGAGGGCGGCCGGCAGGUUUGCGGACGUCACUUUCCUCAAGGCUCUGUGGUCGGAGUCAAUGCGUGGGUAGCUCACUCCGACGAGGCUGUCUUUGGCAGCGAUGCUCAGGAGUUUCGACCCGAAAGAUGGCUAGAAGCGGAUGAGGAUGAACUGAGGGCACUAAAUGCAGCGUGGGUCCCUUUUGGGGCAGGUUCCAGGACUUGUAUUGGUAGGCACAUCUCAAUGCUGGAAAUCAAUAAGCUGCUACCUCUCCUACUGAUGAACUUUGAGUUUGAGCUCAUUGGGGAUAAGGAAUGGCAAACGAAAACCUCCUUCUUUGUCAAGGCAAAACAAUUUGAGACUCGGAUUAAGGCAAGGCGGGUUUGUCAUUAG
Clonostachys byssicola is the source of this 1539-nucleotide messenger RNA. The record is from the annotation of a GenBank genome assembly. NCBI's taxonomy places the organism in Eukaryota, Fungi, Ascomycota, Sordariomycetes, Hypocreales, Bionectriaceae.